Messenger RNA from Budorcas taxicolor (takin), 642 nucleotides. It is a transcript of the gene AP1S3, whose product is annotated as adaptor related protein complex 1 subunit sigma 3. Gene Ontology annotation, biological process: vesicle-mediated transport; intracellular protein transport. The coding region runs from base 15 to 587 and encodes 190 amino acids. Lineage: Eukaryota; Metazoa; Chordata; Mammalia; Artiodactyla; Bovidae. Gene Ontology annotation, cellular component: membrane coat; intracellular membrane-bounded organelle; AP-1 adaptor complex. The transcript has 5 exons. Gene Ontology annotation, molecular function: clathrin-cargo adaptor activity. The record is from RefSeq and is a predicted model, not a curated record.
GCAGCCAUGGUCUGAUGCCGGCGCCUCACCUGUCAGCCGCGCCGGCUCCAGCGCUCGCGUCUCGCCCUCGCGUCCCCCGCGCUCGUCCCUCGCCGGCCGGGGACGGCGGCGGCCCGGCCACCAUGAUACAUUUCAUAUUGCUCUUCAGUCGACAAGGGAAAUUACGGCUGCAGAAAUGGUACACUACUCUCCCUGACAAGGAAAGGAAAAAGAUCACGCGCGAAAUUGUUCAGAUUAUUCUCUCCCGAGGUCAGAGAACAAGCAGUUUUGUUGACUGGAAGGAGCUAAAACUUGUUUAUAAAAGGUAUGCUAGUUUAUAUUUUUGCUGUGCAGUAGAAAAUCAGGACAAUGAGCUCUUGACCCUAGAGAUUGUGCAUCGGUAUGUGGAGUUGCUGGACAAAUACUUUGGAAAUGUCUGUGAGCUAGAUAUUAUCUUUAAUUUUGAAAAGGCUUAUUUUAUCCUGGAUGAGUUUAUCAUCGGUGGAGAGAUUCAGGAAACAUCCAAGAAAUCUGCUGUCAAAGCCAUUGAGGAUUCCGAUAUGUUACAGGAGACAAUGGAAGAAUACAUGAACAAGCCUACCUUUUAACCAUACAUCUACUUGAAAACUACAAGUGCUACGUGUUAUGAACCUGUAAAUAAGC